Messenger RNA from Ficedula albicollis (Collared flycatcher), 2107 nucleotides. Its product is annotated as very long-chain acyl-CoA synthetase-like. Gene Ontology annotation, cellular component: endoplasmic reticulum. The transcript is spliced from 16 exons. Gene Ontology annotation, molecular function: long-chain fatty acid-CoA ligase activity; long-chain fatty acid transmembrane transporter activity. The coding region runs from base 1 to 2004 and encodes 667 amino acids. Lineage: Eukaryota; Metazoa; Chordata; Aves; Passeriformes; Muscicapidae. The record is from RefSeq and is a predicted model, not a curated record.
AUGGCCCAGUAUGGCCCAGUGUGGUCCCAGUAUGGGCCCAGUAUGGCCCAGUAUGGUCCCAGUGUCCCAGAGCGGAUCCGGGCCCAGCUCGAGUUCAGGCGGGCUCAGAGCCACGCGGUGUCCCUGACCCUGGACGAGCGCUGCCACCACCCCUCUGUGGCCAUCCAGGGCCGGUCCCUGCUGGCCGCAGCGCCGGGCUCGGGGCGCUGCCGUGCCCUGGCCGUGGCCCGGGAGGGAUUUUCCUGCGGGAAGCACUACUGGGAAGUGGAGCUGGGCCGGGGCCACAGCUGGGAGCUGGGCGUGCUGGCCGAGGAAAUCCGGGAUUCCCUGCGCCACUCCUGGGGGAAUUCCCAGCGGGAUUCCCUGCAGCAUUCCCCGAAUGAGUCCCCACAGGUUGUGGUCACCAAGGCCACCCUGGUGCUGGCCAGCCCCGGUGAGAGGGAGUGGCUGGGGGGGUUGGUCGGGGGGCUGUGGGGACAGCGGUGUCGUGGGGGUGCGGCCACCAAGGCCAGCAUGGUCCUUGCCGGCCCCGGGCACCCCUUGGGCAGCUUGGGGGGAUCUGGGUGUCAGGGACCCCCUUCCGAGUGCUCAGGCCUGGGACCUUCCCGUGUCCCCGCAGAGCUGCGCGAGGCGGUGGAGGAGGUGCUGCCCGACCUGGAGCGCGACGGGAUCCGCGUCUUCUACCUGAGCUCGGCGUCGCCCACGCCGGGCGUGGAGGCGCUGCUGGGCGCCAUCGAGGCGGCGCCCGACGAGCCCCUGCCCGCCUGGCACCGCGCCGGCGUCACCGGCGACUCCAAGGCCAUGUACAUCUACACCUCCGGCACCACCGGGCUGCCCAAGGCCGCGGUGAUCACCGAGCUGAAGCUGAUGAUGGUGGCCAGCCUGGCGCGGAUCUGCGGCGUGCGGCAGGACGACGUCGUCUACACCACACUGCCGCUCUACCACUCAGCCGGGCUGCUGGUCGGGGUCGGGGGCUGCCUGGAUGUGGGUGCCACCUGCGUCCUGCGCUCCAAAUUCUCAGCCUCUCAGUUCUGGGCCGACUGCAGGCGCUACAAUGUCACCGUCAUCCAGUACGUGGGCGAGCUCAUGCGCUACCUGUGCAACACGCCCCAGCGCCCUGAUGAUCGCGAGCACGGCGUGCGCAUGGCGCUGGGCAACGGCAUGAGGGCCGAGGUGUGGAAGGAAUUCCUGCGGCGCUUCGGGCCCGUGGCCGUCUGCGAGUUCUACGGGGCCACCGAGGGCAACGCCGGCUUCAUCAACUACACCGGCAAGGUCGGCUCCGUGGGCCGCGCCAACAGGUUCAUCCAGCUCUUCGCUCCCUUCGAGCUGAUCCGCUACAACGUGGAGCAGGACGAGCCCGUGCGCGACGAGCGGGGGCUCUGCAUCCCUGUCCCACCCGGUGAGACGGGGCUGCUGGUGGUGAAAAUCACCAAGAACACGCCGUUCCACGGCUACGCCGGCGACGCGCAGAAGACGGAGAAGAAAAUCCUGAGGGACGUCCUGGCCAAAGGCGAUGCCUACUUCAACAGCGGCGACCUGCUCAUGAUGGACAGCGAGAGGUUCAUGUACUUCCAGGACCGCGUCGGCGACACUUUCCGCUGGAAAGGGGAGAACGUGGCCACGACCGAGGUGGAGGCCACGCUGGCCUUGGUGAGCUUCAUCCAGGACGUCAACGUCUACGGCGUGGCAGUGCCGGGGUGCGAGGGCCGCUGCGGCAUGGCCGCCGUGUGCCUCAAGGCCGGCGCCACCUUCGACGGCGACAAACUCUACGCCCACACUCGGGACACGCUGCCCGCCUACGCCGCGCCCCGCUUCGUCCGCAUCCAGGACUCCCUGGAGAUCACGGGCACCUUCAAGCAGUGCAAGAACAACCUGGUCAAGGAGGGAUUUGACCCCGGCACCAUCCGGGACCGUUUGUUCUUCCGCGACGACGCGCGCCGCUCCUACGUGCCCCUGACCCCCCAAACCUUCGCUGCCAUCCGCGACAUGAAGCUCAGCCUCUAGCGGCUUUCUGGGGGUCAAUUUGGGGUUAAUUUGGGGUUAAUCAGGCACUUUGGGGUUCUUCUGAACCAUGCUGGAGCAAGAGGAGGGCCACCUCUGUGCUGUG